CUGUAAGUCAGACCACACUACUAGUACUAUGGGAGAUAGUGAUGAUGACUACGAUCGUCGGCGGCGCGACAAAUUCCGUCGAGAGAGAAGUGAUUACGGACGUGAAGAUCGCAGGGGUCGGGACUGGGCACGCGACAGAGGACCAAGGGACUUCAGUAAUCGGGGUGGAUAUGUGGACAGGAGAAGAGAGAGGUUUAGUCCACCAAGGGGAGACACCAAUAUCAGUCCACCGCCAAAGCGUAUGCGCCGUGACUGGGACGAUGUAGGCGCCGGGCCAGUGGGAGUGGCCGGCGGAGGCUACUAUGAAGGAGGAGGUGGUUACGGAAAUUAUCAGCACACCUGGAGUGGACAGCCAGAGUACCAACAGCGUCCGCAGAGGGAGAUGGGCGAUUCGAGCCAGAUUCCGCUAAUGUCCUUCAAGCAGUUUGUGCUUGCACAGGAGGAUGACGUGGACGAUGAGAUAGCUGUGCAGCGCUACAAGGACUACAAGAUAGAGCACAGACGACAACAGCUGUCAGAGUUCUUUGUCGCACACAAGGACGAGGAAUGGUUCAAGGUGAAGUACCACCCGGAGGACUCGACGCGUCGGCAGGAGGAGGUGUUCGCGGGCGUGAGGAACCGGCUGCAGGCGUUCAUGUACCUGCUGGAGACAAAGUGGCUGGAAAGCAUCAUGCUGGACAUCGACAAGCCGGACGACAUUAUCCGCCUGCUCGACGCAGCUGUAAUUAAAAUGGAGGGUGGAACAGAUACUGAUCUGAAGAUCCUCGACAUGGAGUCGGAAGAUGAGGAGGAAGGUGAAAAGGCCUCAGAAGAGUCUUCCUCUAGUGAGGAAGAAGAGGAGGAAGAUGAAGAGGAGAAGAAAAAGAAAGGAUCAACUGGACAUCCAGAAGAACCAGCAAAAGUAAAAGAUGGAAAUGGACAUGACAUCAAAAGAAAGAGAAUUGCAGAAAAAGGCUAAAGAGUUUCUAAA
Priapulus caudatus is the source of this 970-nucleotide messenger RNA. RefSeq names its product serrate RNA effector molecule homolog. The record is from RefSeq and is a predicted model, not a curated record. Gene Ontology annotation, biological process: mRNA processing; primary miRNA processing. The coding region runs from base 29 to 958 and encodes 309 amino acids. Lineage: Eukaryota; Metazoa; Priapulida; Priapulimorpha; Priapulimorphida; Priapulidae. The transcript has 8 exons. Gene Ontology annotation, cellular component: nuclear body.